Grosmannia clavigera kw1407 is the source of this 1743-nucleotide messenger RNA. RefSeq names its product allantoinase. The transcript has a single exon. Lineage: Eukaryota; Fungi; Ascomycota; Sordariomycetes; Ophiostomatales; Ophiostomataceae. Gene Ontology annotation, biological process: purine nucleobase catabolic process. Gene Ontology annotation, cellular component: cytoplasm. The record is from RefSeq and is a predicted model, not a curated record. The coding region runs from base 1 to 1743 and encodes 580 amino acids. Gene Ontology annotation, molecular function: allantoinase activity.
AUGGUGACCACGGUUGUCUGCCCCCCGGCCGACGAGCAGCCAGCCCUGGUGGCCCUUGCGUCCUCCAGGGCCGUCCUCACGCUGCCGGACGAUUCUCUUGUCCUCUCGCCUGCCACCAUCUUGAUCAGCCCCCAGACCGGCAAGAUCGUGUCCAUCACACCGCAGGUGCUGCCUCCCUCGGCCUUUGACCUGGCCGCCACCCGCUAUGUGGACUACUCGCCACAGCUGCUCAUGCCCGGCCUCGUCGACGCUCACGUGCACCUCAACGAGCCCGGCCGCACAGAGUGGGAGGGUUUCCACACGGGCACGCGUGCUGCUGCUGCCGGUGGCGUGACCACCGUCGUCGACAUGCCGCUCAACGCCAUCCCGCCCACCACGACCUUGGCCGGCUUCCGCGCCAAGCUCGAUGCCAGCCGUGGCCAGUGUUGGGUCGACGUGGGCUUCUAUGGCGGCCUUGUCCCCGGCAACGCCCACGAACUGCUGCCGCUGGUCGAGGCCGGCGUGCGCGGCUUCAAGGGCUUCCUCAUCCACUCGGGCGUCGACGAGUUCCCGGCCGUCGGACCCGAAGACAUCGCCACCGCCUUGCAAACACUGCGAGAUGCCGACACCACCCUCAUGUUCCACGCCGAGAUGCUGCCGUGCGGCACCGUCGAAACCUCGGCAGCCGAUGCCACAGCAGCAGCCCUGACAGCCGCCCAAGACGGCAGACCUGAUGCCUACGACACCUUCCUGGCGUCCAGGCCGCCCUUGUUCGAGACCACAGCAGUCGAGCAGAUCGUCACACUGGCGCCGCUCGCACCCAAACUGCACCUGCACAUUGUCCACCUGUCGGCCACCGAGUGCAUCCCUAUCCUGCGCCAGGCCCGAGCCAACGGCAUCCACAUCACGGCCGAGACGUGCUACCACUACCUGGGCCUCGCUGCAGACGACAUCCCCGAUGGCGACACGCGCCACAAGUGCUGUCCGCCCAUCCGCAACCAGAUCAACCAGGAUGGUCUGUGGGAAGAGCUUGGCCGGCCCGACAGUGUUAUUCGCACCGUCGUGUCCGACCACUCGCCCUGCACCCCGGAUCUGAAGCUUUUGCCGGGCCAUCUCGAGCCAGCUCCUGGGUCUCCGAGUCUGUCUGCCGAAGAAAUCGAUGGUCCAGCCCCCAUGCGUCACUCCGACUCCGGUAUCGAUAUGACCCUGCCCAGCGACGAGAUCAAGGCCGCGACAUCGGCAGUAACGGCAACCAAGGUCAUCGCUGUUGAGGAGCGCGGCGACUUCAUGGCCGCCUGGGGUGGCAUUGCAUCCGUCGGCCUGGGCCUGUCUGUCAUGCACACGGCCUCGCUGGCAAGAGCCGCGGCCAAGGACAAGCAGUCUUGUCACAGCAGCUGUACUGGCCAACAUGAUUCGACGCAUAGCUCGGUUCCCACCAUCCUGGACAUCGUCCGCCUCUGCUGCCAAGCCACUGCGCAACAGGUCGGCCUGGCUCACCGCAAGGGUGGUCUGCGAGCCGGCAUGGACGCCGACGUGUGUGUGUUUGAUGACGCCCUCAGUUGGACCCUGUGUCCGGGUGACAUGCGCUGGAAGAACCGCUGUUCGCCUUGGGAGGGCCACACAUUCCAGGGUCGCGUGCGGGCGACAUGGCUGCGCGGCCAGCCUGUCUUUGAGCUCAGCGCUUCAAACGGCGGCUUCGGCACUGCACCACCCGUCGGCGAGGCUAUUUUGGAGAAGCGACUGCCCGCAGCGCUGGCUGCAUAG